This is a messenger RNA of Labrus bergylta (ballan wrasse), 3412 nucleotides long. Its product is annotated as centriolar coiled-coil protein of 110 kDa. Gene Ontology annotation, cellular component: centriole. The record is from RefSeq and is a predicted model, not a curated record. Lineage: Eukaryota; Metazoa; Chordata; Actinopteri; Labriformes; Labridae. Gene Ontology annotation, biological process: centrosome duplication; negative regulation of centriole elongation; centriole replication.
GAUGAUGAUGAUGAUGGGAAACCCGAGAUUGAAUUGAGAGAAGGCACGUAAGGUUCAUGUUGUAGCCUCACUUUGUCGCGUCCCUGCGGCCGUUUUGGGUGUCGUGUUUUGGGGAGGGACGAAAGGAGACAUCACCUCUUCUCCAUCGUGAAAGCUGGAUGACGAGGCUACAUGGUGUGUGUUACCUAUUCUAAACGCGGAUGUGUGGGAGCCCAGAGAUGGAAAGCUACGAGGAGUUCUGUCUGCGGACUUUGGCCGUACUGCGGGAGGAGGGGAAACUCAAGAAGACGACAUGUGAGACACCGAGGUCCCUGAAGGCUCGCUCUGCCAUACGCUUCCAUGGAAGAGCUGUGCUUUCGCCUCUGCUGAGCGCAGAGCAGCUCAGUGAGAUGUGUGACCUCAGAGGGAAGGCGGUGCAGCUGGAGGUGGACAGACAGAACCAGCAGAGGAACAGACUCUUGUCCCGGGUUCAGGACAUACUGAACCAAGUUCAGACACAUAAAGAACCAAAUGAAGAGGUUGACAAGCUGCCAGUUUCUAAAUCUGCCACAGUCACUGGCUACACCUUGGUCACGGACUCUCCUGGAUUUCCCAAAGACCCUGGAUUUAGGUUACACACAAACACUCUGCCUGACACUCCCACCUGCUCUGUGGCACCCAUACUCAAUGGCUACAAGGCAGAGGAGGAGGUGAAGGUGGAAAAGGAAGAGAAGAGUGAGGAGGAAGAGGAGGAGGACGAGGACAUUAGUUUGGACAGCCUUCUUAAGAGAUCAAGGGAGUAUGUGAAGCGAGAGCAGAGUCAGCAAGGGUCAAAUGUAGUCCACAAAGUCAGCCGGACCCUCCAACCUGAGACCGUCCCGGACAAGGAGAAAAAGAGCUGCGUUCCUGUGGAGGACAAAGGAGUGGAGUUUGGAUUCAGUCUGCACCAUAGCCCUGUUGGACCACCUAACACCCAAAUCCAGCAUCAAACUCUGUACAACCCAAGUCCCCAACAGUCUGGCUGCCUCUCACCUGGUUUACCUGACAGAUAUGCCAAUCUCCCAAGUCCAGAAUCCAGCAUUAGUCCCCGCCCACAGAGACGAAGACCACGCCCAGUCUCUACAGGGAACAUCCAUAUUUCGUUUCCCAUCGGCCCAGCGGACCUUAUUCCCCGCAGCCCUGGACGUUCAAUGGAAGGUGCUGGAGUGGCAGAUUUCGGGGAGGCUCUCCUAGGGGCCACCGAUGACCAGGGCUCAGCUGGGAGUGAAGUUGCUGGGGGUAUCAGCAGGAGUGGCAGUCGUCGAUCCAGUCACUGUGGCAACAGUCCAGUGGAGACCUUUAGCCCCGUCAGUGCCUCUGGUCUCAGCCCUAAGGGACACCACGACCAUCUGGUUGCAGGAUUUCGCCGGCGCUGCCACACUUUGGACAGCCAGCUGCAAGCCCAACACCCUGGAGUUGAACACAUAGACCGCAGCCAGGAAAGGGUUCCUCGCUUCAUGGCAGGAAUCACAAGGUUGGCUCCAAGCUGGCGAACAUCUGCAGCCCCAUUAAACAAGUCGUAUGAUGUAGAUAAUCCCUCACCAUCUUUACAAAGGCCCUGUAUUAAUCCUGAUUGGCCUCAGCUCAAACUCAGGAUGGAGUCUGAAGACCCUCAUGGGACAAACAGAGGAAAGAUCACACCAGGUGUGUUCAGAAAUGCAGCUGAAGCACAGAGCAGCAAAACGGAAGAGACUCAGCGACGAGCGCAGGCUCUGGAGGACAUGCAGCGGUGCCUGGAGGAGGAGCAUGCCUUGCAGAUGUCACUGCUCCUGGUUGAGCAGGAGAGGGAGCAACAGCGCCUCCGUCUGGAGCUUGAGGAGACAGAGAGGAGACUGAAGGAGCAGGGCUGUGUGCGGCCUCUGAGUGCAGACGCUUGUGGGUGGAGCUGUAGGUCUCUGAUUGACAGCUGUCCUGUUGUGAGCCCCUCCUGCCCUGGACUAAGUCCUGCACACACACCAUCUGAGCGAUCGCCUGGACACAGUAUAGGUUUCCCCAGUCCUGGAAGUUCCAGUGUGUCCUCUCCCUCUGUCCAGCCUCCCAUCUAUCUGUGGGGACCCACGUGGGCAGUUAACAAACCUCGAGCGAGGCUAAGUUUGGUUCUGACAGCAGAGCAGCAGAGGUCGUUCUGUCGGGUUGGAGCCAUCAUCCGUGGCUUCCUCACACGCAGACUGCUUAAGACAGAGAAGGUCAAGCAUCUGCGCCAGACCAUCGUGGAUACGCAGGAGUUCAUCCGUUCCUUCAAGACUGAGGGUCCUCAGAAGAGGAGCACCUGCUCACCACAAGACCGCUCCCUGCAGGAGAGAGUGAAAGCCCAGUUACGUGCAGCCCUUUAUGACGUCCAUGACAUCUUCUUCGAAAUUCCUCUGGGGGAACGGUUAGCAUUGCUGCAGCAGGACAGGGAGCUGCGAGCAGAGAGGAAACUACGAGACAUGGAGAAAGCCAAAUGCCCCAAGGAGAGAGUGGUUUUGUCUGCUGCCACACAGAGGUCUCUGGACCGGAAAAAGAGGGUUGGUCACUCCCCAGCUCAGGCUAGGAAGAUGCCACAGAAGCCAAAGAGCCCGACAACCAACAGAGUACUGAAGCCAAACCAAGGCCAAAACUCUCCCAUCCAAGGCCAGCUGAAUCGCCAAGGGAGCUGGUACAAGAGGACCCCAGAGGAGAGAGUGAGGCGCUCCGACAGCCUGAAGAAGCAGCACUCUCUUGGAUAACCUGUGACUCAACAUGCCUCGAUGUGUGAACUUGAAUUUUUAGUCCUUGAAUACAAACGUUGGACCACUGAAACUUAAGACAAUGCUGCUAACAAAAUGAUCGUCUGUAUUCUAGCUUCUGGAAUUCAAAUGAUUGUAUUUUUUCUUCUACACUUUCGCUCAUUGAUUUACACCACCACAAAGCCAAUGUUUCUGACUGUUGUAGCCUGCUAAAAUAGCUUCUUUAGCAACCGAUUGUUCUUAAACACACGUAGCUUGAGUAUUUUUAAUGAACAGGUGGGUGCAUUUUAUUUGUUUAAAGUAAAAAAAGGAGUAUCUGUACUAAAGUGCAAGAUUCAGAGUUGAAGUAAAAAAUGUUUUUUCUGUGCCUAAGAACUAUUCCUUUGCUCUCUGUAGUAUUUAAGCAUGCAUAUAUUGACCAUAAUUGUUUCGUAACUCUCAUUCACAGAGCUGUAUGUGCUUUUAAAACAGUCGGUUUGAGUCACAUAGUACAGUUCAUAGUAUUGUUCAUUUGUUUCGUGUUUAAGGGCUUUGAGUAUUCCUUGUUUGUGCUUUAUGUGUUUCACAAAUGGUGCCGAUAUUUCAGUUCUGUGAGACGUUUUAGCGUGUUUCACAUAUGACACUCAGUGUGAAGAUUCUUUUUUGUAAAGCGAAAUUAUUAAAGGUCACAUAUUAUGCAAACUGCA